AUGGCCUUGGGUUUAAGGUGCUUCCGCUUGGUCCACCCUGCCUUUUGCAGCUCCCUUACAGCCUUGACCAGAACUGUUUCAGAAGUCACGCUGCAGACAGUGAGAGGAAGACAGGAUGACCGUGGGCAAUACAUGGCCUAUGCCGCCGUACCAGUCCGUCAUUUUGCUACCAAGAAAGCCAAAGCCAAAGGGAAAGGACAGUCCCAAACUAGAAUGAAUCUUAACGCUGCCUUAGUUGAGGAUAUCAUCAACUUGGAAGAAGUGGAUGAAGAAAUGAAAUCUGUGAUCGAAGCACUCAAGGAUAAUUUCAAUAAGACUGUCAAUAUAAGGACCUCACCAGGAUCCCUUGAUAAUAUCACUGUGGUGACUGCUGAUGGGAAGCUUGCUCUCAACCAGAUCGGCCAGAUCUCCAUGAAGUCGCCACAGCUGAUACUGGUGAAUAUGGCCAGCUUCCCAGAGUGUACAGCUGCAGCUAUCAAGGCUAUAAGAGAAAGUGGAAUGAAUCUGAACCCAGAAGUGGAGGGGACGCUAAUUCGGGUACCCAUUCCCAAAGUAACCCGGGAGCACAGAGAAAUGCUGGUGAAGCUGGCUAAACAGAACACGAACAAGGCCAAAGACUCUUUACGGAAGGUUCGUACCAAUGCAAUAAACAAGGUGAAGAAAUCAAAGGACAAGGCCUCCGAGGAUACCAUUAGGCUCAUAGAGAAACAGAUCAGCCAAAUGGCCGACGACACAGUUGCAGAGCUAGACAGGCAUCUGGCCGUGAAAACCAAAGAACUCCUUGGAUGA
Molecule: messenger RNA, 789 nt
Organism: Rangifer tarandus platyrhynchus (Svalbard reindeer)
Lineage: Eukaryota; Metazoa; Chordata; Mammalia; Artiodactyla; Cervidae
Source: the annotation of a GenBank genome assembly